GAGAGAGAGAGAGAGAGAGAGAGAGAGAGAGAGAGAGAGAGGACUCUGUGUCCAUGCGCGUCAACAAGCUUACAUUCUGGCUGUUGAGUAGCUCGGCGCCGCCUCGGCGCUCGCCGAGACGGGCCGCGACGAGAUCGUGCUCGACGCGAAGGCGGCCGCGGGCGCGCGGUUGCUCGACCAGCUGGCCGUCUCGCACGCGCUGCAGAGGCACAUGCGGCUGCAGCUCGUCGAAGACGAGGCCGAGAGACUCGUCGGCGGGAUGAAGCGGAUGGUGCGGCAGGGCAUCGGCGCCUCGCGGCUGCGGCGGAUGCUGCCGCCUCGCCUCGGCGGCGUCGAGUCGUCGGCCGGAAUGAUGCAGCGGCUGCUGCUGCUGCGCGAGUUCAACUAUGAGCCCGACAUCAUGAGCACACCCGACUGGCUGUGGGGCCACGACCACGCGGCGCGCGAGGAGCUGUACGACGCGAUGGUGGAGGAGUAUGAGGUGGAGGCGCGGAUCGACGCGGUGAACCAGCAGCUCGACUACGCGCAGGCGACGGCGCAGCAGCUCAAGGAGGACGCGCAGCACCGCCACUCCAUGUUCAUCGAGAUGACCAUCGUGCUGCUGAUCGCGUUUGAGGUUGUCGUCGAGAUGCACGCACUCGGGUACAUCGGCUGGCUCCCCACGGCGGCGGCGGCGCCGGCCGCGCACGCCGCGGCGGGCGGCGGAGAUGUGGUGCAGGCGCAGGCGCGCGGCGUCAAGAAGAGGACGAGCGCGCAGUGACUCGAGUAGUAGAAGGUAGCCGCCCCACGCGUCUCGCGGCCGCUUCACGAUGAAAGUAC
Molecule: messenger RNA, 819 nt
Organism: Emiliania huxleyi CCMP1516
Lineage: Eukaryota; Haptophyta; Isochrysidales; Noelaerhabdaceae
Exons: 3
Coding region: 212-760 (182 amino acids)
Source: RefSeq, a predicted model, not a curated record